Messenger RNA from Orcinus orca (killer whale), 9576 nucleotides. RefSeq names its product myosin XVB (gene MYO15B). Gene Ontology annotation, cellular component: cytoskeleton; myosin complex. Gene Ontology annotation, molecular function: cytoskeletal motor activity; ATP binding; protein binding. The transcript is spliced from 64 exons. The record is from RefSeq and is a predicted model, not a curated record. Lineage: Eukaryota; Metazoa; Chordata; Mammalia; Artiodactyla; Delphinidae.
GCCGGGAAACAAACCAUGGUCAGGAGCAAGGGCAAAACGCCCCAGCGGCCGGAGGGACCCGGGAGGCCGACCUCCCGGGAGCAGGAAUCCAGGUCGGCCAGCGCCGACAGCGCGCCCAGCCGGGAGCGCCGACAGGGCCGCGGUAAAGCCCACGGGGCGAGACAACGCUUGGAGCCCUGCACCGCGGGGGGCCAGGAGACCCCCGGUGGCCGCAGGAAGCCCACCGUAGAGGAGAACGGCGACUGCAGACGGCCAGAGGCUGGGCCGCCACCGGAGGCUGCGGGGAGACGAGGCAGCGCUUGGCGUCGGGGAUGCGGGCCUAAGGAGAACCACAAGCCUGGGGACGGCCGUGGGGGGCGCCUGGAGGAGAAGAGUCUCCUCGGAGGAGGAAGGACACGCGGGCGCGACCGCCGCAGGAGAAGAGGAAAAGGGCGGGGACGCUCGGUUCGGCGGGGCCGCCAAGAGACCCGCAGCCUCAAUGGGGACACGUCGGAUGGAGACGCGGCCAGCUCCUGCCCGGACAGCGAAGUCCGCGAGGCCCUGGAGAGCGACAGCCAGAGCGGUGGGGCCCCGGAGCGGCGGCCCAACUCGGAGCAAACGGACAUGGGCUCGGGAAGCACCCAAACCGGUCCGGAAUCAGCGCUGGAGGCGCCGAGAGAACGCCCGAGCAGCGACGGCCUGGGCAGCGACGGCAGAGGCGGUGACAAGCCCCCCGCCGGGCCCCGGAGCCCGGAAGGAUCGUCGGGGGCUAGGCCCCAGGGAGAGACCGAGGAUUCCGAGACUGACACAGACUUGAGUCUGGAGGGAGCCGGGCCUGGACGGAGCCUACGGGCAGCCCCAGGAACGACAAGCGGGUCCACUGAGGCCGAAGAGGAUGACCCGGCCAGUAAAGCCGCGGCCUCCAGUCCCCUCGAGGGCAGCCGCGCGUGCGUUCCCCGGAGCUCGCGGGCUUCUCGAGACCCCAGGCCGGCCCGGGACGCGAGAAACAGUGGGGUGCAGCCCAAGGCUGAGCCGAGGGGCCCCGAGGCCGUUAGAGCCGAGGCCUUGACCGCCCGGGGUCAGCGUACACAGGUCGGAGAGGGGGUGGGGAAGGUGCAAGAGGAGGAGGGCGUGAGCGAAGCGGGGUCUGGAGAAGGGUCCAGGGACCCAGCGCCGCUGGUCGCCCUGGUGGCGCUCGGCAGGCUUCGGGCGAGGCCCCCGCCGGGGCCCGCUCCCCAGGCCGCGGGUCCCUGCCGCUCGGGCCUCAAGGACCGGCUCCUGCGGGUGGCACGGGGCCUGGGCCUCCUGCGGUGGCUGCGGCUCCGGCCGCGGGCGGGCGAGGCGCGGGCGGCGGGCGAGGGGCGGGGCCGCGGGGCGGGGCUGAGCCGCGGUCUAGUGCUGAGCCUGGCGGGCGUAGAGGGGCUGGGCGGGCGACCGAGGGCUCCCCCUGGUGGCGGCUCGAGUUCCCCGCAGGUUGCGGAAAGGCCAGCCCCCGACGACCCUUCUGAGGACGCGGACCCGACUCCAGAUCCCAAGUUUGCGGUCAUGUUCCCCAGGAUCCACAGGGCAGGGAGGACCUCGAGCAGCCAGAGCUCAGAGGAAGCGUCCGCGGACGCCCCCGCUGGGGAGGGGCACUUUUCGUCUUGUGCGGGGGCUUCAGGGGACAGUGAGGGGCGCAGGGCGAGUGGAGAAGGGGUGGCCGGGCGCCGCCACGGCUCUCUCGGCCCGACUCCCUCCGACGAGCCCCCACUCGAGAGAGGCUCCAGCAGCGAAGCAGAGCCGGAGACCUUGGGAGCCGGGGCUCCGGUGCACUGGGCGCAGGGCGAGGACCCCCGCGAGGACCCUGGGUUUGGCACCGAAGCACUGCUGCCCCGACUCAUCUUGGAGACCCGCCUGCGGCGGGAGAGGAGCCCGAGCCCCUGCAGGUUCCUGAGGGAUCGAUGGGAGCCAGAGGAUGAGACCGAGGAGGCGCUGGAGAAGGACCUGGAGCUGAGCCUCGGGCCGGGCCUGGAGGCGCCGCCCUUUCCUGGCGCCGAGGACGGGAGCCUCGGGGAAGGCCUGGAAGACACCGAGGACCUGGCCCGGCUGCGGCCGGUGUGCGACAGCUCCGUGCUGCUGUGCCUCAAGAAGAGGUUUUACCUGGGCCGAAUCUAUACCUUUGGGGGGCCCCUCCUGCUCGCUCUGAACCCCCGCCAGCCCCUGCCUCUCUUCUCACCUGAGGUCCUGGCCAGCUACCACCCUAGGAAGACCCCUAACACCACCCCACACAUCUUUGCCAUCGUGGCAGCAGCCUAUAGCCUGUCUCAGAGCACCGGGCAGGGCACCUGCAUCCUCCUGGGGUGAACCCUGCCAGCCUCUCCCUCCUGCAGUGGGCACAGCGGCUCUGGGAAGACAGAAGCUUCCAGAAAGAUUGUGCAGUUCCUAAGCAGCCUGGAGCAGUGGCAGACAAGGGACAGAGGAUGUCGGCUGGACGACGUGCUGCCCAUGCUCAGCAGCUUUGGCCACGCCAAGACAGUCCUCAACUCCAACGCCAGCCGCUUUGGCCAGGUCUUAGGCCUCUGCCUGCAGCAAGGGGUCAUCCUGGGAGCCUCUGUGUCACAUUACCUGCUUGAGACCUCGAGGGUGGUGUUUCAGGCCCAGGCUGAGCGGAGCUUCCAUGUUUUCUAUGAGCUGCUGGCGGGGCUGGACCCCAUGGCACGGGAACGGCUCUCCCUACAGGGGCCGGAGACCUACCACUACCUCAACCAGGGCCGGGCCUGCAGGCUCCGGGGCAAGGAGGACGCCCAGGACUUCACAGGACUGGUGAAGGCCCUGCAGGUGCUGGGCUUGGGCACCGAGGAGCUGACUGCCGUCUGGGCUGUGCUGGCUUCUGUCCUGCAGCUGGGCAACAUCUGCUUCUCCUCCUCAGAGAGGGAGUCACAGGAGGUGGCUGCCGUGUCCAGCUGGGCUGAGAUCCACACAGCAGCCCGGUUGCUGCAGGUGCCGCCCGAGCGCCUGGAGGGGGCUGUCACCAGGAGGGUCAUGGAGACGCCCUAUGGCCGGGUCUCGAGAUCCCUGCCCGUGGAAAGUGCCAUCAGCGCCAGGGACGCCCUGGCCAAGGCCCUGUACUCGCGGCUCUUCACCUGGCUUCUGAGGAGAACCAAUGUGCGGCUGGCACCCCCCGGGGAGGGAGGCAGCGUGGUCACUGUCACUGUCGUCGAUGUCUACGGCUUUGAGGCACUGCGGGUCAACGGCCUGGAGCAGCUGUGCAACAACCUCGCCAGCGAGCGCCUGCAGCUCUUCUCCAGCCAGAUGCUUCUGGCCCAGGAGGAGGAGGAGUGUCGGAGGGAGUUGUUGCCCUGGGUGCCCAUCCCCCAGCCUCCGCAGGAGUCCUGCCUGGAUCUCCUGGUAGACCAGCCCCACAGCCUCCUGAGUAUCCUGGAUGCCCAGACAUGGCUGUCCCAGGCCACGGACCACACCUUCCUGCAGAAGUGCCACUACCACCACGGCGACCACCCGCGCUACACCAAGCCCCAGCUGCCCCUUCCCAUCUUCACCGUGCGGCAUUACGCUGGGACCGUCACCUACCAGGUUCACAAGUUUUUAAACAGAAACCAGGAUCAUCUUGACCCUGCUGUGGUGGAAAUGCUUGCCCAGAGCCAGCUCCAGCUGGUGGGUAGCCUGUUCCAGGAAGCAGAGCCCGAGUCUGGGGACGGACCAGGCAAACCCACGCUGACCUCUCGCUUCCAGCAUUCCCUGGGGGACCUCCUAGCCCGGCUGGGCAGGAGCCAUGUCUAUUUCAUCCAGUGCCUCAACCCCAACCCGGGAAAGCUUCCGGGCCUCUUUGAUGUGGGUUACGUGGCAGAGCAACUGCGCCAGGCGGGCAUCCUGGAGGCCGUGUGUACCCGCAGCGCCAACUUCCCCGUUCGCGUGCCUUUCCAGGCCUUCCUGGCCAGGUUCCGGGCCCUGGGGACAGAGGGACAGGAAGAGCUCUCUGACCGGGAAAGAUGUGGCACCAUCCUGAACCAGGUGUUUGGGGCUGAGUCGCCCCUCUGUCACCUGGGAGCCACCCAGGUGCUACUGCAGGAGCUGGGCUGGCAGCAGCUGGAGCGGCACCGGGCCCAGCAGCGCGCCCAGGCCCUGCUCACCCUGCACCGAGGCCUCUGCGCCAGCCUCUCCUGUCAACGCCUUCGCCUCCUACCACGGAUUCGCGUGCGUGGGCUCCAGGCCAGGAAGUGGUACCUCCGGCGGCGGGCAGCUCUGGGGCAGCUGAACACCGUCCUGCUGGCGGGCCGGCGCCUGCUCUGGAGACAGCGGAGAGGGCAGGUGAAGCACAUGGAUGGGUCCUGCGCAGGGCAGCUCAGGGGAGAAGCCAGGCAGCCUUGCCGGCCACGUUGGCCAAAUCCCAACAGUGUCCACCCUCCAAGUGCAGCCGCAAGAGGACCGAGGCCUCGGAGACCAUUGCUGGUGAAGCUCCUUCCGUCCCCCUCUGCCUGGCCAGGCUGGCACGGCGUCGGGGCCUCCAAGAAGGGGCCAAGCAUGGAGCUGGGGCACUUGGAGAUCCCGGCUGAGCUGGCUGUCAUGCUGAAGACGGCGGAAGGCCAUCGGCACACCCUGGCCGAGAGCAUCACCGAGGCCAUGCCCCCGGAAGUUCCCGCACGGCCCAGCCUGACCCUCCCACCCGACAUCGACCAAUUCCCCUUCUCCAGCUUCAUCUCCAUCGGCUUUCAGGAGCCAUCCCUGCCCAGACCUGGGCAGCUGCUGACCAAACCCCUGACCCGGCUGGACAGUGAGAACCCUCAGCAUGCCCUGGAUAUCAACAAGGUGAUGCUGCGGUUCCUGGGGGACGCAUCCCUGGAGCCCUGGCAGGAGCAGACCAUGGGCCAGUACCUGGUGCGGCAGGGGCAGCGCCGGCCGGGGCUGCGCAACGAGAUCUUCAGUCAGCUCGCAGCCCAGCUCUGGCACCAGCCGGACGAGCAGCAGAGGCAGCGCGGCUGGGCCCUCCUGGCUGUUCUGCUCGGCGCCUUCCCCCCAGUGUCCACCCUGCAGAAGCCGCUGCUCAAAUUCGUGUCCGACCAGGCCCCCGGGGGCAUGGCAGCACUGUGCCAGCACAGGCUGCUGGGAGCCCUGCAGCAGACACAGCGGGCCCCUGGGUCCGAGCGGGCCCACCCACCCACCCAGCUCGAGUGGACGGCCGGAUGGAGGCAGGGCCGCAUGGUGCUGGAUGUCUUCACCUUCACCGAGGAGUGCUUCUCGGCCGAGGUGGAGUCCUGGACCACAGGGGAGCAACUCGCCGGGCGGAUUCUGCAGAGCAGAGGCCUGGAUCCGCCCCCGCGUGGCUGGUCUGUGUCACUGCACUCUAAGGACUCCUGGCAGGACUUGGCUGGCUGCGACUUCGUGUUGGACCUAAUCGGCCAGACCGAGGAUCUGGGGGACCCGGCCGGUCCCCACAGCUACCCAAUCGCCCCCCGUGGCUUAGCCGAGGACAUCCCCCCGGCCCCUGGCAUCCAGGCCCCCUCACUGCCCCCAGGUCCCCCUCCAGGCCCAGCCCCAGCUCUGCCCAGCAGGGGUCACACAGGUGAGUCCCGGACCUCAGGGAGUCUGGAUGGCUUCCUGGACCACCUCUUCUCCCCGUGCCUCAGCGUGAGUGAUCUGGAGCAAGGCAGGGCUCUGAGCGGCCGCAUGAAGGGAGGGGGCGCCAUGGGGCCCAUGCAGCAAGGCAGCUAUCCCGUGGUGUACUCAGGGAUGAUGCAGAUGCCCGGAUACCAGCCAGCCAUGAUGCCUGCACCUGUGCCCAUGAUGCCAGCAAUGGGGGCGGUCCCCGCCAUGCCAGCCGUUGUGGUGCCGCCACAGCCGCAGCCGCAGCCACAGCCACAGCCCCUGCUUCCCAGCGUGGACGCGAGGCAGCUGGCAGUCCAGCAGCAGAACUUCAUCAACCAGCAGGCGCUGAUCCUGGCCCAGCAGAUGACCACCCAGGCCAUGACCUUGUCCCUUGAGCAGCAGGCAAAGCAGCGCCAGAGCCAGCCCCUGGAGCAUCAUGCCCAGGCCCCGGCCCCUGGAGCUGCCUCCCUGACUCCAGCCCCAGCCGUCUCCCCCAAGCCCAAGAAGACACCCACCCCCCAGAAGGAGCCAGAGCGUGACCUGGAACUGGUAGGUGCCUGCCGGAGGGAGACCUCACAGGAGGCUGAACACAGGCCCCGGCGGCCCAAGAGCUUCCAGCAGAAACGGGACUAUUUCCAGAAGUUGGGGCAGCAGCAGAUCAAGGUGGAGAUGAUGAGGCCUCCGGCCAAGGUGAAGAUCCCCCAGGGGGAGGAGCAGGAGGAGGAGCCGGAAGAAGAGGAACCGAGAGCAGUGCCGUCACCUCCUCCUCCCCCAGUAGUGAAAAAGCCACUGGCACGAGAUGGGGCCAAAGCUGCACAGGAGGUUGAGGCAGAGCCAGCCACAGAGGCGGGGCCUGGCGGUGGUCGCCGGCCGGCAGAGGGCAGAGCCGUGGUGCGUAGCUCGGACCCUAAGCCCCGGCGGGCAGAGCCCAGCAGGGAGAUCCGCAACAUCAUCCGCAUAUACCAGAGCCGCCCAGGCCCCAUGCCCGUGCCCGUGCAGCCGCCCAGGAAGCCCCCCCAGAUCUUCCUGAAGAAAAACAACCCUAAGGAUGAGGCUCUGGCUAAGCUGGGGAUCAGUGGUGCCUCCUCGCUGCCCUCGACGCUGUCCCCCAGCCCAGGGAAGGGCCCCCCACCAGCUGUGGCCCCUCGACCCGAGGGCCAGCCACGGCGUGUGCCCUCCAACUCCAUCAAGGAGAAGCAGGGGCCCCUUCAAGAGCUGUUUGGCCAGAACCCACCCACUGCCCAGAGUCCCCCGCCUCCGCCAGCACCUCCACUGCCUCCACCCUUGGACCCAGCGACCCCUCCAGCUGAGCCGCACAGCUUUGUGGAGACCAUGGGGGACCAGGGGAUCUCCACCCAGCUGCUCGUGCCCUCGGGCAGCGUCUGCUUCUCCUACGCCAGCGCCCCCUGGAGGUUGUUCCUGCGCAAGGAGGUGUUCUACCCCCGGGAGAACUUCAGCCACCCCUACUGCCUCAGGCUCCUCUGUGAGCAGAUCCUGAGGGACACCUUUGCGGAGUCCUGCAUCCGGAUCUCCCAGGACGAGAGGCACAGGAUGAAAGACCUGCUGCGAGACCUGGAGGUGGGCCUGGACUCCCUGGACACAGCUGAGGACAGUGUCAAGAAGCGCAUCGUGGUGGCCGCCAGGGACAACUGGGCCAAUUACUUCUCCCGCAUCUUCCCCGUCUCGGGCGAGGGUGGCAGCGACGUGCAGCUGCUGGCCGUGUCCCACCGGGGGCUGAGACUGCUAAAGGUGACCCAAGGCCCCAGCUUCCACCCCGACCAGCUGAAGACUCUCCGCUCGUACAGCUUUGCUGAGGUACUGGGCGUGGAGUGCCUGGCUGGCUCCACCCUGGAGCUGUCGCUGAAGAGUGAACGGCUGCUGCUGCACACAGUCCGGGCGGGAGCCGUCAAGGCCAUGGUUGAGCUGCUCCUGAGAGAGCUCAGGAAGAACUCCGGCUACGUCAUUGCCCUGCGAAGCUACCUCACUGACGACCACAGCCUCCUCAGCUUCCAACGGGGGGACCUCAUCAAGCUGUUGCCGGUGGCCGCUCUGGAGCCAGGCUGGCAGUUUGGCUCCACCGGGGGCCGAUCCGGACUCUUUCCUGCUGACAUAGUGCAGCCGGCUGCUGCUCCGGACUUUUCCUUCUCGAUGGAGCAGAGGAAUGGCCGGCACAAGAGUCAGCUGCGGCACAGAGAGUGGGAUAAGGCGUCAGAGUUCCCCACCCACCCCUGGAGCCAGGCACACAGUGACAACUUGGCCACCAGCCCGUCCCCGUCUGUCGCCUGCGUCACCCUGCCCACGGACUCCGACUACACCAUGCAGGAAUUUGCCCUGCGCUACUUCCGGAAGCCCCAGACUCUGCUGGGCCAGACAAGUGAAGAUGCCAAGAGGAAGGCCAUGGCCAGCCUGGUGCAGUACAGCAAGGCUCCCAUCCAGGCAUCACUCAUCAGCAUCAGUGACGAGGACGUGAACAGGCGGGCCAUGGGAAGCUUCCAGGCUCUGAUGCAGUUUAUGGGGGACCAGUCCAAGCCCCGGGGCAAGAACGACCUGGAUCUCCUCUACGGGCUGCUGAAGCUGUGCCAGGAGGAGAACCUCAGGGAUGAGAUUUACUGCCAGGCCAUCAAGCAGAUCACAGGACACCCCCGGCCGAGACUCUGCGCUCGAGGGUGGACUUUCCUCAGCCUCCUCACAGGCUACUUUCCCCCAUCAACCUCGCUGAUGCCCUACGUGACCAAGUUUCUGCAGCAUUCGGCCCUGAGCCAAGAGCUGGCCCGGCGCUGCCAGGGGCACCUCCAGCACACAGUCAAGUACGGGGGGCGCCGGCAGCUGCCCUCCCCAGGCGAAAUGCAGGCUUUCCUGAAAGGACAAGUAGUCCACCUGCUCCUAAUUCACCUGCCCGGGGGUGUGGAGUACAAGACCAACACCCACACUUUCACGGUGGCAGCAGAAGUACUGGAGGAGAUGUGUGGGCAGAUGGGCAUCACGGACCCCCAUGAAGUGCAGGAAUUUGCCCUCUUCCUCAUCAAAGGGGAAGGCCAGCUGGUGCGGCCCCUGUGGCCCCGGGAGUACCUCAACAGCGAGGUGGUGGGUCUGGACGUGAGCCUGCACAGCCGGCGGCUCGGCUGGGAGACCCCGCUGCACUUCGAUAAUCCCACCUACGUCAGCACCCACUACGGCCAGGUGCUGCGGGACUACCUGCAGGGGAAGCUGCUAGUCAGCGCCCAGGAAGAUGCCCGACUUGCCAGGCUGGCUGCCUUGCAGCACCUCAGCAGGAACCACGAGGAGCCCCCCUCAGAGCAAGACCUACUGGCUUACUUGCCAAAGCGGCUGCAAUGUCAGAUGAACGUGGCCGCUGUGAAGAGCCUGAUGGGCCAGGAGCUGCGGCAGUUGCAAGGAUGCAGCUCUCAGGAAGCGCAGAUCAGCUUCAUAGAGGCCGUGAGUGAGCUGCCCCUCUUUGGCUACACUGUCUACAUGGUGCUGAGAGUGAGCAAGCCGGCCCUGCCCAGCCCUGGCCUGCUGGGGCUGAACCGCCAGCACCUCAUCCUCAUGGACCCCAGCUCUCAGGACCUGUGCUGCUCCAUCGCCCUGAGGGACCUGCAGCGGCUCCGCGUGCUGAGCCCACUGGGGCCUGAGGACUCCCCUGGCCUGGAACUCAACUAUGGCUCGGCAGACAACCCCCAGACCAUCUGGUUUGAGCUGCCGCAGGCCCAGGAGCUGAAGCACACCAUCACCUUCCUGCUGGACCGCAACUCUCCUUCCACUUAGUGGCCGGGCUUCACCCAAGAGGAGUGGGGGACGGGCAGAGACGAGGACAGGAAGCCUCUCUGGCCAAGUCUCACCCGGACAGUCUCCUUUGGGUGCUGUCAGGCCAGUCUGGCCUGGACUUCACCGCUUGGUUCUGGAACCUGCUGCAGCACAGCCCAGCUGCCCACGGGGAGGGGCUGCUAUAGUGACUUCAACUGGGAAAGAGUCAUGAGACUCCCUCUGGGGUGGGCCUGGGCCUGAGCCUGGGGUGGG